CUUCACCAACCCUGCCCCCUCGUCCCUCGACGUAGCCGACGCCGACGCCGGCGCCGGCGCCUCUCCGAACCGACGCCAUGCCCCCCGUCAAAUGGUUGAUGCACUGGCAUCCGAGUCCCGGGGCGACGCUCAACAGCCAGAUCCUGGCGGAGGCGUGUGGCUGCGCCGAGUCCCUAGGCGGCUCCAAGGACGGGCGGUGGAAGACCUCCAUCUUCUUCUACCGCGCCAUGACCCGGGACGGCGCGGGAGGCCCCGCGGUGCAGCAGCACCCCGACUUGCCUAGGGAGCUCCUCGGCGUCGCGCUCCACGAGCGCCCGGGUCUCUACUUCUCCAUCGUCCGCGCCCAGCGCCUCGUUCUCCAGGCCGAUGCGGCGUUCCCCCAGGUCAUGGAGAAGCUCCAGUCAUACAGAAUCCGCGUCGCCCUCAACUUCGAGGGGUUUCAGUAUCAACUGGGUGAUUUCUGCCUGAGGAUAGGAAAAUGUGUUCCCAAUAAUUCUGAAGCACUGAGAGGAAUCAUGAUGGAGGUAGAGUAUUAUCCCCUAACUUCCAUUGAAAAAUCCAAGGCAGUCAUGGAGGACUUCUUUGACAUAUGGCAGGAAACAGUUGCGAAGAAGUCAUUACCUGGUCAAUUCAUUCAUGUAGACUCAAACUUUUCAGAAUAUGGUCUUUCAGAUCAAUAUUCUUUUCAACAUACUGCAGUUCAAUAUGCAACUUGCUUGCAGCAGCUCAUGGCUGCAGUAACAGUAAGGGGUUAGCUCUAGAGAGAUUCUCAAAACCACUCUAUAACGUCGUAGGUUGAUUGUGGCAGCAUUCACAAUGCCUGGAUAUAUGUUGUGUAAUUGACAUACAAUUUACAAAUGGGUUCCCUUCCUCAUGUUCUUUUAAGAUGCCCA
Molecule: messenger RNA, 893 nt
Organism: Zea mays
Lineage: Eukaryota; Viridiplantae; Streptophyta; Magnoliopsida; Poales; Poaceae
Biological process (GO): regulation of transcription by RNA polymerase II
Cellular component (GO): mediator complex
Molecular function (GO): transcription coactivator activity
Source: RefSeq, marked validated